UCUCUCUCGUUCCCUCUCGGUGUGUGUGUGUGUGUGUGUGUGUGUGUGUGUGUUUGAGUCUGCACCGACCUGAAAGUCCAGUUUCUCCAGGAAUUAUCGCCGAGGAGGCCAAAAACCUCAUCAUGUCACAGGACACAGACAAUAAGAGGCUGGUGGUGGUGGUCCCUAAUGAUCCCCUACAUGGGCGUCGAUCGUACACCAGUGAAGAUGAGGCGUGGAGGUCGUACCUGGAGAAUCCGCUCACUGCAGCUACUAAAGCCAUGAUGAGCAUCAACGGGGAUGAGGACAGUGCUGCUGCUCUGGGACUGCUGUACGAGUACUACAAGGUUCCUAAAGAUAAGCGAGUUCUGCCUAUCAGUAAAGUGCUAGAAGAGACAGAGGGACAGCAGAAAAGCGUAACUGACCCCCCAUCAGUAGAUAAUCACGUGCAGGUGUUGAAGUCUGUUCCGGUGAAUCUUUCUCUGAGCAGCGAGGCUCAUGAGUCGAAGCGGGACGGUUUUGUGGACGGUGGUCCCGUGGGCACAGUGAAGGCUGAGGUGUACGCUCCCGUCUUCAUGACCUCCAGCCUUCAGUACCGCAGUGAGAGCGAGGAGCAGGCAAGGGCAGUGUACGAGCAGAACACACACACACUGAGCACCGAUCACACUGAGUAUGGCAGAGACACACAGCGUAGCAGCCCUGACAGCACUUAUGACGAUGAGGACUCCACUGCAGAGAAAUAUCGUCCCUCAUCACUCGGAGCCAACGAGUUCAUCUUUGAGCAAUCAAACAUAGACACGUUCCAGUACACUUUGGAUGCCACGAGGUCUCUGAGACAGAAGCAGGGUGAGGGGCCAAUGAGUUACCUGAAUAAAGGACAGUUUUACGCUGUGACACUGAACGAGACGAGCAGCAGCAAACGCCUGAGACACCCCAUCAGCAAAGUGCGGAGCGUCGUCAUGGUGGUGUUCAGUGAAGAUAAGAACCGAGAUGAACAGCUGAAGUACUGGAGGUAUUGGCACUCGCGCCAGCACACGGCUAAGCAGCGCGUCCUCGACAUCGCGGACUAUAAAGAGAGCUUCAACACCAUCGGGAACAUCGAGGAGAUCGCCUACAACGCCGUGUCCUUCACCUGGGACAUGAACGAGGAAGCUAAGAUCUUUAUCACAGUGAACUGCUUGAGCACAGACUUCUCCUCUCAGAAGGGAGUGAAGGGUCUACCGCUGAUGAUCCAGAUCGACACCUACAGCUACAACAACCGCAGCAACAAACCACUGCACAGAGCCUACUGCCAGAUCAAAGUGUUUUGUGACAAGGGGGCGGAAAGAAAGAUCCGAGACGAGGAGAGAAAACAGAACCGCAAGAAGUCCAAAGGGAAGGACGUAGGUGCUGGGGCAGUGACUCCGGCCAAAAAGGGCGACAGCACAGUGUUCAGGACGAUGACAGAUCUGGACUCUCAGCCCGUCCUCUUUAUCCCUGAUGUGCACUUUGGAAACCUGCAGAGAGCCGCACAGGUUUUUGCCUUCAACACCGAGGAGAUCGAGAGAGAAGGGAGUGUAUUAGUAAAGAGAAUGUUCCGGCCAGCGGAGGAUGACUGCUGCCCUUCACCUCAGAAACAGCUCCGAGAGGAACAACAGAAAAGAGUGCUCCUGUACGUCAGAAAAGAGUGUGACGAGGUGUUCGACGCUCUCAUGCUGCGCUCGCCGACGGUCCGGGGCCUCAUGGUCGCGAUCUCAGAGAAGUACAACGUGCCUGUGGAGAGGAUCGCUAAAAUUUACAAAAAGAGCAAGAAAGGGAUCCUGGUGAACAUGGACGACAACAUCAUCGAGCAUUACUCCAACGAGGACACGUUCAUCUUGAUCAUCGAGAGCUACGGCGACGCCUACAAAAUCACCCUGACUGAGAUUUAGAACUACAGGGUUUGGGAACAUGACGAGUCCAUUUUCAUUUCAGUCUCAUCCCAGAUCAGACAGGACGUUCUCUCCUGUCUGUAAUCAUCAUCAUCAUCAUCAUCAUCAUCAUAAUGAAGUGGCAUUUUAUAGUUGUUUGUUACCUGAAUUCAGGACGAUGCCAAGGAGGAACGUUUAUAUUCCAUACAGUAGAAGUACUUCUACAUGUUUUAUGGGCAUUCUGAUCAUUUCACGGCCCUUUUUAAAUAUUAUUAGUAUUUUUUUAAAUAAAAUGUGCAGAAAUUCUUUAUUCUUAUUUUUAUUUUUUUUCCCCUAUUCAGACAAACAGCUUUAUUUUUAAACUAACAUGGAUCUAUUUUUUAUAUUUUACCCAGAAAUGUAAUCAGUUUUUGUAAUUCGAAGAAAAAAGGAAAAAACGUGAAACUGGACUGCAGGAAAUACAUUAUAUAUAAAUAAUCAUACAAAGUAAAAAGGAAAAAGAGGACAGGUGUGUAUUUCAGAUAGAAUGACUGAGUGAAUUAAAUAAAAUUAAAAAAAGAAAGUUAAAUAUUACUAACAAUCAUCAUCAUCAUCAUCAUCACCUGCUCCUCGUUCCUGCUCUCCAGACGGCUGUGUUUUAUUAAUAUAUAGGAAUCUGGAUGUUUUGCUGUACAGGGUUUUGUAUCAGUUUAUAUGUUUGUGUGAUGAAUUUAAUUUUUUGUAGAUUUCAGACGUAGCUGUUUCCACAUCUGGGGUGUUUAUGUUGUUGUUGUUGUUGUUGUUGUUUGUGUUGUUUUGCACACAUCGAUGUGAAUUUGCUGAUUUCCUCCCGUAUUGAAGCUACACUCAGCCAUUUCCUGUACGAGUAUGAAAACUAAAUCUUAUUGUGUGUGUGUGUGUGUGUGUGUGUGUGUGUGUGUGUGUGUGUGUGUGUCCAGUCAUUUCCUGUUGUAAGAAGCUAAACGUGAGGUUGUUGUAUUUUCGUGUCAGGAGUGUGUAGUGAUCGCUCUGACGCUCGACUCAUCAGUGAAGAUUUCAUAUUUUUGUAAAUAAAUUUUUUUGUGCCAUCAAA
This is a messenger RNA of Silurus meridionalis, 2940 nucleotides long. RefSeq names its product grainyhead-like transcription factor 2b (gene grhl2b). Gene Ontology annotation, molecular function: RNA polymerase II cis-regulatory region sequence-specific DNA binding; DNA-binding transcription activator activity, RNA polymerase II-specific. The transcript is spliced from 16 exons. The record is from RefSeq and is a predicted model, not a curated record. Lineage: Eukaryota; Metazoa; Chordata; Actinopteri; Siluriformes; Siluridae. Gene Ontology annotation, cellular component: nucleus. Bases 123 to 1889 code for a protein of 588 amino acids. Gene Ontology annotation, biological process: regulation of transcription by RNA polymerase II; neural tube development; brain development.